AAUUUCUCCAAAAAUAUUCUAGAUAAAAAAGAAGAAAAUGAAUCGUCUUAUGAUUUGUAUGUUUGUUCUUGCAAUGUGUUUUGAGUUAAAUGUAUCGAUAGCAUCAUGGUUCAAAUGUCCGAACAACAAAGUUCUAAUUGAGAACGAUCUUGGUCCCGGUUUGGUUCUCCAGUACCAUUGUCACUCCAGAGAUGACAAUCUAUCUGUUGCAAAUUUACAAUUCAAAGAAAUGAAAAGAAUAGUAUUCGGGGACAAGUUAGGCAGAAGGACAAGAUGGACUUGUACUUUGAAACAUGGAUUGUACAUGCGAUAUAGUAAAGAAUUUAUAGCAUACAAAGCCGGUGUCAUUGAUGAUUGUGAUAAAUGGCGUCAUUGGAUUGCCAAACGUGAUGGAAUUUAUCUUAUAAAAGAUAAAAAGCUGCCAGCAGUGUUCAAACAUGCAUGGAUUAAAAAAACUAAAUAAUGUUUAUGGUGCAUGACAAUGGUACUUUUUGUUUAAUAUUAAUUAUAUAGACAUAUGACCAGAGCCGGUCAGGACUACAAGCAGAGCAAGCAGGUACUUGCGGCCGUCAGAUAAUAUGUAAUCAUUAAUCGAUCUUUUUUAUGAGAAGUUUUCUUACUCUAAUGGUAAAAGUAUUUGGUUUUUAAUGCCCAACACCAGGGUUCAAAUCCCAGUACUAUUAUUUCCU
Messenger RNA from Camelina sativa (false flax), 689 nucleotides. Lineage: Eukaryota; Viridiplantae; Streptophyta; Magnoliopsida; Brassicales; Brassicaceae. The record is from RefSeq and is a predicted model, not a curated record.